Neltuma alba is the source of this 1029-nucleotide messenger RNA. RefSeq names its product F-box/kelch-repeat protein At3g06240-like. Lineage: Eukaryota; Viridiplantae; Streptophyta; Magnoliopsida; Fabales; Fabaceae. The coding region runs from base 1 to 1029 and encodes 342 amino acids. The transcript has a single exon. The record is from RefSeq and is a predicted model, not a curated record.
AUGCGUCUAAAGUGUUUGUCCAAAUCAUGGCUCUCUCUCAUCUCUGACCCCUACUUUGCCAAACUCCAUUUUCAACAACCUUCCCAACAACACCCAAAUCGAAUCCUUUGCACAAAUGGUCCACAAAUCCUAUCCAUAGAUUUUAACUCAUCCCUUCAUGACGAUUCUGCUCUUGUGAAACUGGACCUUCCCCUUUUCAAAUCAUACGCUGAUGUCAAUUUCAUGACGGCUUCUUACCGAGGCUUUGUGUUUCUUAGGCCUAUAGAUGAGCACAGAUUUUUUCUUUUGAAUCUUUCCACAAGGGUCUGCCAAGAAAUUGCAAUACCUCCUACGACAGUACGCGAUUCCAUACCUUAUUUAUAUAGCUUUUGUUAUGAUGAGUUUGCCGAUGACUACUUGGUAGUGCUCGGAUCCAGAUACAAGAAGAAACCAGCAUCAUCACCUGAUAUUCAUCUUUUAGGCUUUGAAGUCUUCUCUAUCAGAAGCAACUCAUGGGAAGAACAUGGCCAACUUGCCAUCGGUGCUUGGACCGUACCAGCCAUUGGCUUGUUCUUAAACCGUGCUAUUCAUUGGCUUGUUCGGACUCCAUCUGAAAUAGAAAUUAUUGCAUUUGAUAUAACAACAAAGAGUUUAAGAGAGAUUCCUGCGCCCUCUGAAUCCGAUGGUAAUUUCUUAGAAAUAGUGUGUCCUCUGCGCGCACUUAAAGGAUGCCUCUCCCUCGUGUUGGGAUCGAAUGGUCGCGAUGAUGAGAUAUGGACCAUGAGAGAGUAUGGAGUGAAAUCGUCUUGGACCAAGUUUUUCUCCUUGUCAUGUAGCAAGUUUAUGGAUAACAUAUUCCCCAUGUGCUUCUCCAAAGAUGUUCAACUAGUGCAUGACCACAUAAGAUUAUCAAAAUGGAACGAGAAAGGAGAAUUGCAAGAAUGUCGUCAAUAUUUCACCCAGCGUCGUCAAAUUUGUUGUCUGUGCUUCCGCUUUUACGCAGCAACUCCUUAUACUGAAACUUUGCUUUCUCUCCCUUCACUAGUUUAG